Messenger RNA from Paramecium primaurelia, 450 nucleotides. The record is from the annotation of a GenBank genome assembly. Lineage: Eukaryota; Ciliophora; Oligohymenophorea; Peniculida; Parameciidae.
AUGUUUAUAUAUGUAUAAUAAACUUAUGCUUUUAAAAUUUUAGGAUUCAAAAAUACAAAUAAAUUAACCGAUCCGAUUCAAGCUAAGCAUUCGAAAAUGUAAUUUAUUAUUGAUUAAUAGGUAGGUUAUUUCAAAAUUAAACUAUAACUUACAAGAAGCUAUAAAUACAAUAACUUAUCUAUGAAUCUUUAUAGUUGUAUGUUUCACUACAAAUGUAAGAUUUUAUUAAAUAAAUAGUAUAAACUUUUUUUCAGCAUCUAAUAUUCGAUAUAAAAUCUAUAUUAGAUAAAUGUAGGAUAAGAAAUAAUAUUUUUUAAAGUUUUAAUUUAUCAUUUAUUUAGCUAGUCAAAAAGGAAUAGGGAAUAAUAUCAAAGAGAUAAGAAUUUAAUGGGACGAAAGAUACACUUCUAUUUCCAUAAAGCAACAUAUUUUUAUAACUGUAUUUUAUGA